AAUCUAUUCUGUGGCUAACUGGGAGCCAGUGUAAAGACUUAAGGACUGGGGUUUGGCUGCACAGGGUAUGUUAAUGACUGACCUGUCAAAUUUAACUGAGAAAAUGUGCAGUAUCUGAAAAUGCAGGGGCGACAGAACAGGCAAAUAAAACGCCAGUGGUAUCUGAUACGGCAGGGAGUUGCAGGGCCACCUAUGUGUGAAUAAGCCUCACGCCUUAGAUCACCAGUUUCAACCUUCAUCAGCACCCAUGAAGCAUCCAGCACUUCAGGAGCAAACUGCAAGAAUUAGAGCUGAGAGCAAAAGAGAGGAUUUGCAUUGAAAACCCGUGAGGUUGUCUGGCGCUGCAGCCACCAGCAGAUGGCGUAGUUUUGUUGGAAGACGGGAGGAGCUGCUCGGUGUGAAGCUGCGAAACCUCUGCAUGUUAAAAACAAGAGCUGCGCACGCUCAGCUCCUAUAGAUUGCAUAUGAGAGUACACACGUCAGUCCUUCAUCCUGGUGGGCCACAGUGAGUACGUGCAACAGGAAGCAGCUGAUUCCCGCUGAUAAAGCUGUCAGGCAGCCACAGAAACAUCUGAGAGUCUGCUCACCCCCUCCACAUCCACUGCAUCCUCAGCGUGACGUGAAGAGUUUUUUCUUCGCUUUGCUGCAGACAGGUUGAUGAUGAGGAAGCUUCAGUUCUGUAAGCCAAAAAUGUCUAACCACGCUGACACCUCCUAUCUGCUUUCACUUUAGAACAUCAUGACAUAAAGGAAGUCUUUUCAGUUCAAUAACCCUCUUGACCUGCAACUGACUUUACUUCUGAGUUCAUAAUAUGAUGAAAGACAACACCAGAAGGCUGAUGGGUUCAAAUGAACACAAAUAAGAGAAAUGCCUCUAGUGCCACGUGGUUGCAGUGACGGCAGGACAACAGAUGACAAAGAGAAUGUCACCACAAGGCGAUAACCUCCAGAACUUUUGAUAGAAUUAAAGAAAAGAAAACAAAACUUCUCUAGAUUAAAAGUAAUUUUGGUUACACCAUAAUAUUUUCUGCAGAUGUUCACUGAGCCGUCCUUAGUGGUUACUUUUCCAUCCGACCAAGUGGAAACUUCAUUACAAUCCAUGUUACCUGAUAGGCUUUUUUUUCUUCUUUUUUUUAAAUGUGGUGUAAUUUGGAACUUUUUCGGGAAAUUGAAUUACACAAGAAGCGUUGGUUGUUCAUUUGCGUUUCUGCUGCGUCCUAAAACAAAACAAAACAAACAAAAAAUAAUAAAUAAAACUCCAGGCUUUUAUUCUAAAGUAAGUUAAAAAUCGAACUGUUUACUGUGACACGAGGGCUACAGAUACAGUCACUCGCGGGCACGAUGCGCAUCUGUCGUGGUCGUGGACGCGCAGCUUGAAGCAACAGGCGGGUAAAGCGCACUGAGAAGACUGCCUGUGCUGAAAAUUAAUGCUAAAAAUAUCUUUCCUCCAGCUCCACCGGACACACACUGUGUCUAUAACUUGUUAUUUUAGUCCGAUUGGACAGCACCGCGCACGGACUACGCACGGUGGAUACCUUUACGCGCGGCGGCAGUUGUAAAUUGCUUGAGAAGACGUUGAUGCAAGAGGAAAGAGGGCGGUCAAAGUGUGACGGUAAACAGCGUGCCUUGCUCUGGCAGCGGUUUCACUCCCAACUCAGCCCCUGUUCGACUGCGUCUCGCACGUGUAAUGUAUUGUUCGUCCAGGGCUCAGCUCCCGGCACAGGUCACGCAUGCUUGAAAAUACCUCCGCGCACUUGAUGCCCGCUUUGGUGAUGCCAUGCCCCGGAACCACAGCGGAGACGAAGGCGGCACCGGGCUCUGGAUGAGGACAUCGCCGGGGCACCGUAACGAAGGCUACGGCUUGAAAGAUGUGGAGUCCGGACGAAGGAUGAUGAACAACGCGGGAGACGGUUUGCUGUCAGCCUCCACAGCAGCAGGUGCUGCCGGGUCCGAGAGCCUGAGAGGGAAGCAGGGAGCCCGGCUCAGCCUGCUGGGGAAGCCGCUCAUAUACAGCGCGCAGAGCGGCCGGAGAAACGUCCGCUACCGGCGGCUCCAGAAUUACCUGUACAACGUGCUGGAGAGACCGAGAGCCUGGGCGUUCAUCUACCAUGCGUUUGUGUUCAUCUUGGUCUUCAGCUGCCUGGUCCUCUCUGUUUUCUCAACCAUCCCAGCUCAUCAGGACUUCUCCUCCUACUGUCUCCUCAUCCUGGAGUUUGUGAUGAUUGUGGUGUUUGGGUUGGAGUACAUCAUCCGUAUCUGGUCGGCAGGAUGCUGCUGUCGCUACAGAGGAUGGCAGGGACGACUCCGCUUCGCCAGGAAGCCUUUCUGCGUCAUAGACAUCAUAGUGCUGAUAGCUUCAGUAGCAGUGGUGUCGGCGGGGAGCCAGGGCAAUAUCUUCGCCACCUCUGUCCUGCGGAGCCUACGUUUUCUUCAAAUCCUACGCAUGGUGAGAAUGGACCGCAGAGGAGGAACCUGGAAGCUUCUGGGCUCUGUCGUCUACGCACACAGCAAGGAGCUGGUAACCGCCUGGUACAUCGGCUUCUUGGUUCUCAUCUUCUCUUCAUUCCUUGUCUACCUUGUGGAGAACAAGUUCAACAAGGAGUUUGCUACCUACGCUGAUGCCUUGUGGUGGGGAACGAUCACCCUGACAACCAUUGGCUAUGGGGACAAGACACCAAAGACGUGGACAGGACGGAUGCUGUCUGCAGGGUUUGCUCUUCUGGGCAUCUCGUUCUUUGCCUUGCCAGCAGGUAUUCUGGGCUCCGGCUUUGCCCUGAAGGUCCAGGAGCAGCACAGACAGAAGCACUUUGAGAAAAGGAGAAAUCCAGCCGCCUACCUCAUCCAGUGUGUUUGGCGUAGUUAUGCGGCUGAUGAGAACUCGGUUUCCAUUGCUACCUGGAAGCCUCACUUGAAGGCGUUGCAUACCUGCAGCCCUACAAAGAAGGAGCAGGGAGAGUCUACGACAAGUAAAAUUCAUAGUAAUAAACAGAAGCUACUGAGGAGGCGUACCACUCGGAAACAUAGUCAGAAGUUGAGCUUCAAGGAGCGGGUGAGGUUGGCAAGUCCUCGAGGUCAGAGCAUCAAGAACAGGCAGACGUCAUCGGUGAAUGACCGGCGGUCUCCGGUGGCUGAGGCUGGGACAGAGGGCACCAGCCCUGCCAAGGUCCAGAAGAGCUGGAGCUUCAAUGACCGCACACGUUUCCGACCCUCACUUCGCCUUAAGAGCCAAUCACGCUCCACCACUGAUGACUCCAACAUGGCAGGUGAGGACGGCUUUGAUGAGAAGGGCUGUCACUGUGAGAUCUCGGUAGAGGACUUGAUGCCAUCCGUCAAGUCUGUCAUCAGAGCUGUCAGGAUAAUGAAGUUCCAUGUGGCCAAGAAGAAGUUUAAGGAGACUCUGCGUCCUUAUGAUGUCAAAGAUGUGAUCGAGCAGUACUCCGCUGGUCACUUGGACAUGCUGUGUCGCAUCAAGAGCCUGCAGACCAGGCUGGACAUGAUAGUAGGCCCACAGACCCUGAGCACCCGAGCCAAGACCUUUUCCUCCCCCUCCCUGCCUGUCUAUUACAGCCAGGGCAGAAAGAACUCCACCCAGGGAGUCGACCAGAUCCUCGGAAAAGGACAGAUCCCCCUGGAUAAGAAGAUCCGAGAGAAGCUGCUGUCUGAUGGAGAUAUUUUAGAGGACAUGAGCAUGCUGGGUCGCGUCUGUAAGGUGGAGCGGCAGGUCCAGUCGAUCGAGUCAAAGCUCGACUCCCUCCUCGACAUUUAUCGUCAGGUUUUGCGCAAAGGCUCGUCAUCAGCCCUCACGCUUGCCUCUCUGCCUCUGUUCGAGUUGGAACAGACCUCUGACUACCACUCCUCUGUCUUCAGCAAGGACCUCUCAUGCUCCACCCAGGUCAGCAGCAGCGGAGCACCUCCCCCUGGAGGCUGUGUGACACACUCCUCCACCAGCUCCCACCUUUCCCAGGGAGGGCUCCAUCUCAUCCUGGCGCCGCCCAACGAGCUCAACCUCAAUCUCAAUGCCUCCUCUUCCACACCUCCCUCUGGCCUCCCGUCCUCCUCUUUCAGCCCAUCGCCGCUGCCACAUCACCAUCAUCAUCACCACCACCACCACCAUCAUCCUCACCAUAAUUAUUCCCAGGCUCAGGCCACCACGCCAGAAAGUGGCACUGAUGAAGCUGUGGAGAGCUCUUCACCCAUCCUCACCCCAAACAGUAUCAGCAGUGGCGGGGGCGGAGGAGUCGGUGAUGGAGGGUUUCCUCUCCUGGCGAGGCUUCCACCACCGCCACCUCCCAGCCGAAGUGGGGGCCCGAGCAACUUGCCACGGGCGACCUCCAUGGAAGCAUCCCCCGAUAUGGAGGAUUUUUGUGGAGGGUUAGGGAUGCAAAAGGAGGACAGCAGUGUGGUGGAGGACCUUGGCCUUGGGUUAGGGCUGGGCAGAUUGGGGCAGCAGCUACGGAGCGGUACCAACAGCAAUGGCAGGAUAAACACUCAGGAGGAGGGCUCCUGGAGGAGACAUAUGAGCCUGGAGCUGCAACCUCUGGUGCCACCAGCACUGGGCUGCUGCUCUGGCCCCAGCCAGAUAGACCAAGGCUUGGGCAAGUCUGUGUCAGUGCAGGACCUAAUGCAGGCAGCCCCGGGGACUGUCCAGGACACCCACCACAGUCUCUCAUCUCCAAGCCCCAGUACAAGCAGUGACUCCCACAGCUGUUGUCAAGACCCUGGGGGAGGAGGGGGCAGUGGUGGUGGUAUAGGCAGGAGUGGUGGAGGUGGAUGGGGUGAGGAGGACCUCUUUAUCAGCGACAGGGAGAUAGAGACGCAAGGAUUUGACUUCCUAUCACUGGGGACUGCUGAGGCCCACACCUACUCCUCGGAGCUCCUGAGGACAGGGAGCAGAGCAGGGGCAGGGUCCCAGGGCUCUAACCGUAGCCUGCCCCAGGGUCAGGCAUCCUCGCCCUCUGCUGGCAGCAACGAAUUGCUGAAUAUGCCACACGUACGGCUAAAAUAAACUUGCCUCGACAUGUGCGGAAGGCACGUAAAUCUCACCUCAAAGAGACGGUUUUUAUCCUUUUUGGAGGGGAGUGGGAGGGCGGGAAUAUAAUAAGGGGUCCUUUUUUUUGUUUUCAUGUUGAUCCAUUUGAUCAGAAUCACAGUAUUUUCAUACAGGCUGAUCACGUGGCAUAUCAUUGCAUGAGUUAAUCUUUGUUUUUAAGUAUGAUCGAUAAAUCUGAAAUAAAAGAUGAAGGCUUGUAUAAUGGAAACACAGACCCAUAAAACCUCGAGACUUUGCUAUUAAAUAACUAGACCAACUAGAGUUGGUCCUGGAAGACAGUCGAUGGUUGAUGUGUGACCGUGAGACAGAGCAUGAGCAUUGCAUGUUUUCAGUCAAAGAUACUGAAGUUAGUAAGAUAUAGUUUACAUUUGACAAAGCAAGAAUGCAUGGACACCUAACGGUUAUGGAAGAUCCUCACUCAGCUGCUGUAAGUGGAUAAAAUUGGCCUUCAUAUUUAGAUGUACCCGCAUAUACAAGAUCUAUUUCACCAAUCACAUGACAGGCUUCCAUGUUGAAGUGAAUGUUACCUCACCAAUGCCAAACUGUUCAUUCUCUGUUUGUGUCACUAUAUCUAUUGAAUUUCCAAACCAUUCUAACCACCUUGGAAAACCGGAUAACCUCCUUAAGUUUUCUAUUCUCAAAUUAUAUGAAUUAUAAUCCUUAAUCAAUGAUUUUGGUUGCCUACAAUCUUUUCAAAAUUCCCACAAACAACGACUAAGUGUAUAUGCAGGUCUUAGGUCCUAAACUGCAGGGUUUUUUUUUUUUAAUGAGGGCAAUACAGAUUAAUUUUUGCAAUAAUUUCUGUACACUAAAUCAUAUUAGUGGACUUCCGAAACAGGCUUAACUUCUGUAAUCCGUCACGGUGAACGUCAGGUUUUUGUCAGUGUUACAUGAACAUUGUGUGGUUAUGCAGUUGCAUGGUAAGUUAGUAAGUGCAGAUAGUUUUAAAAAGUCUGCAUUGCAUUACCUCAUAAUUAUGUCACUGUAACAGAAAUGACUUGAAUUACUUGAAACGAGCAAGUUUAAGAAGCCAGCUAAUGAUUUGCAUAUCAUACUGCCAACAAUGUUAAAGAAAUUUCUGAGCCACAGUAUGUAUCAUACAAGUAAUUUGUAAAUAGGCUAAAACAUGCAAAACUGGUAGAACUGGUUCUUUAUUUUGAUUUUAUUUUUUAGUUAAACUGAACUGGUUUGUAUCUUAUUUUGUAAUUCUUUGACAACCACAACUAUAACCUGUUAUUGAGAGGUACAACAAGAAGACCCAGACACAAGAGAGAAAUGUCAGUGUUGUUGUAACUAAUAUUUGAACGCUUAUCGAUGUGACUUCUGCCAACAGUCAGCUGUUGUAUGUGGUACACAAUGUUCAAAGCACAUACACACAUGAUGUACACACCUAUAUACGUACAUGUGUGUAUAAAAAGGUCCAUUUACACACACAGCCAGCUGUGACGCCACGUCCAUUACGCUGUGUAGGGAUGUUGGGUCGAGUCCAGAGGAAAGGAACAAGGGAGCAGUUGUUGCUUAUUUUCAAAUCAAUUAUGCACCGGUCGGUUGGGUUUCCAACUGAUGACAGCCAUGGAUUGAAACACAUCUUGAAUGUCAUUUCUUCGUUUUAAACAACGGUUUGUACAGUGUCUUAGCAAAGCACUUUGUUUUGGUUUGGAGACAGAUACACUGAAAGAAAUGUUCAGAACUUUGUAUUGCAUUUGGCUUUUUGCUACCCCGUUUCUACGUGAAAGGAAGAUCUUAUUUAAAUCAUGGUCAAUGUUUGCUUUUUUUCAUACAGUGUAAUGUGGGAUUAUUAUUUUUUUUUUUUAAUAGAAUGUACUCCUGUUGCAUGGUACAGAAUCAGGUGCAUCAGGUAAGGUUAAGUGGCUCUCUCCAAGUAGCAAAAUGAAUAUAGCACCACAAGCUGCAGGUAAAUAUUAUCCAUAAAGCAUCCAAAGCCUCAGUGGUGAAAAAUCACCUUGACCUAGCAGUACCUCAAUGAAUUCUGGAGACCCGUAUCAAAGACCAGAAUAUACGUGAGGGAGGCUGGAGGUCAGUUUGGGUUCAAGAAGUGGAUUUUAGUUUCCUUCAGAUAUUUAAAUAUACUUUGCAUGAAGAGGUUGUCAUAUCCAAACCUAUUUAUAACUGAGAAUGAAUGCCAUAUCAUUAAGACAAAUCACUAUGUAUGGUUCAAAAUGAUUGCAUCAGAAGUAAAAAAAAAAAAAAAAAAAA
Molecule: messenger RNA, 7266 nt
Organism: Larimichthys crocea (large yellow croaker)
Lineage: Eukaryota; Metazoa; Chordata; Actinopteri; Sciaenidae
Gene: kcnq5b
Product: potassium voltage-gated channel, KQT-like subfamily, member 5b
Exons: 16
Coding region: 1777-5004 (1075 amino acids)
Biological process (GO): potassium ion transmembrane transport
Cellular component (GO): membrane; voltage-gated potassium channel complex
Molecular function (GO): voltage-gated potassium channel activity
Source: RefSeq, a predicted model, not a curated record